UCACAAACCAACCAACACUUUUGAACAAUUCCGAUCAAAAUCGAAAUAUGAAGAGAUUAUAGAGAUGGAUAACACAAGGUUUAUAGAAACCGAGACUUUUCAACAAACGGUUUUGUUUCAAGAGCAAGAUGAACAGUUAAAAUCAUUAUAUGGGACUGCUCGUAAUAUCCAUGAUAUUGCUACGACAAUGAGAGAUGAGAUUGAGGAUCAAAAUAUGUUACUUGAUGAAUUUGGGGAGCGUGUGGAUCAUACGUCUAGCAGAUUAGAAAAUGCAAUGAAAAAAGUUAAAUAUAUUAUUAAAGCAAAUGAAG
Messenger RNA from Racocetra persica, 311 nucleotides. NCBI's taxonomy places the organism in Eukaryota, Fungi, Glomeromycota, Glomeromycetes, Diversisporales, Gigasporaceae. The record is from the annotation of a GenBank genome assembly.